This is a messenger RNA of Drosophila grimshawi, 1987 nucleotides long. RefSeq names its product cation/calcium exchanger 2. Gene Ontology annotation, molecular function: calcium:sodium antiporter activity. Bases 27 to 1832 code for a protein of 601 amino acids. The transcript is spliced from 8 exons. The record is from RefSeq and is a predicted model, not a curated record. Gene Ontology annotation, biological process: transmembrane transport; intracellular calcium ion homeostasis; monoatomic cation transport. NCBI's taxonomy places the organism in Eukaryota, Metazoa, Arthropoda, Insecta, Diptera, Drosophilidae. Gene Ontology annotation, cellular component: membrane.
AGUUCAGGCAAUAAUUGUGUAUCAAAAUGAAUAAGACCUUUUCAAUACAGAACGUUUACAAAGAGAUGAGCUGCUUUGUUGUAGAGAAGGUGGACUACAAAGAUCGUUGCCUCCUAGUUAAAUCUGCUGAGCAAUGCAGUCGUGUUAUGGGCGUAUUCAAGUACUAUCACCUUAUGUAUUGCACUGUAGAGAUUUCAAACAAACCUUUAGAGUCGGCUGUAAUGUGUCUACUGAUGCUAAUUGCGAUAUAUCUUUUGAUUUUUGUGGCACACAUAAUUGAAAUAUAUUUCACUCCAGCACUGAAAAUUGUAUCCGUUAAGCUGAACAUGAACGAGUAUCUGGCGGGCAUAACCGUACUGACCUUUUGCAAUACUUUGCCCGAUUUAAUUACCAAUAUAAUGCAUAUUCGCCAGCAUGCACCACUCUUUACCAUAUGCAUCAGUAAUUCUUUAGUUAUCAUCCUAUUAAGUGGCGGCACUGUUAGCUACAUGAGAUCAUUUAAAGUCAAUGGUGCAUGUGGACUGCGCGACCUUUUGUGUCUGAUAUUUUCUGCUGAAGUACUUUACUAUAUAAUAUUGACAGGGGAAAGUUUGGACUUAAAUGAAUGUAUAGGUCUUAUGAUGUUCUAUGUUUUAUACUUGUUGAUCAAUGUUGUGGACUUAAUGUUAUUGCGUGCGUACAUAAAAAAGCUUAAAUUGCAAAUAAGUAAGUUAAAGAGGACGCCUCAUUCACCUUAUAGGGAUAACUUAAUAGCGGAGAUUAAAGCAAAGAAUAGAGAGCUUAGUCAGGACAAUCACUUGAUAAUACACACCAAACAAUCUUCCUUUAUUCGUUCAUCGAGUAAACACGGCAUUUCAACGCUAACACCAGAUUCGCACACCAAUGAGAUUAAUAUAAAAGAAACUCGUGAUAUUCUGCAUAAUUCAAAUAAUCCGAAGAAUUUGUUUUUAUGCUCCGAGUUCCUUGAGGCUCUAAUCCCCAUCAAUAUUGGCGAGUUUAGACGCAAAGGCUGGUGUGGUCGCUUAUUCUGCAUUUUAAUAUCGCCCAUUGUGCUGCUGUGCACUAUUUUUGUGCCUUUGGUGGACUACACUCAUGAUAAGCAUGGAUGGUGCAAGCUACUCAAUUGCCUACAGAUUGUUAUUAUUCCAUAUAUGGUUACCACCGUGACUAAAGGAUUGAUUGACGGUAAAUACCAGGACUGGUAUAUGACAUUCGACUAUAGCAUUGCCAAAUGGACCUUUAUUGUAACCGUGCCUUUGGCCAUAUUCGUGUUGAUCCAUUCCCGCACGGAUAAGCCGCCCAGCUAUCACGUCUUAUUUAUUGUACUCACUGCUACUACCUCAAUAAUGUUUAUUACAAUCGCUGCCAACGAGCUAGAGGUGCUCUGUGUUAUAUCUGGAUUCUAUUUUAACGUAAGUGAAAGCUUUGUGGCAGCAGUUGUGAGAUCAUUUGCCGGGGGACUUGCUGAUUUGAUAAUGAAUCUGGAGCUGGCUCUGCAGGGCUAUGAGAGAAUGGCAUUUGCUGCCGUUCUCGCAGGACCAAUAUUUAGCAUUACAUUUGGCAUGGGUAUAUCCUGCAUUAUCAAUCAGCACUGUUCGGCCAAAGGCUCUUUGUAUUGGCUGACAGAGGAUCAAGGACAAAACGCGUUCAUAUUCUUUAUGCUGGUCGUUUCCACAACUCUGGCCUGGAACUUGAUGUAUAAUUUCUGUGCCCGACGUUCUUCGGGUGCUUAUGCAUUUAUUAUGUAUUUCCUAUUUAUUUUAUAUGCUGUGCUCGUCGAGUGGAACUUGGUCCAUGAAUUCUCUGCUGAUAUCGCUGUUGAGCCGAAGUAAAGUUACCUCAACGUCUUAGUAAUGCAUAUCCAAUAUCGACAACCAUAAUUAAGAGCAAUAGUAGAGUUUUACAAACACAGUCAAACUGUUAUUUACAUUGUAAGAGUGCCGCGAAGAGUAAUUACGUUAAUAAAGUAUCAUAAUUAAAAUUCCAA